This is a messenger RNA of Gossypium arboreum, 1409 nucleotides long. RefSeq names its product F-box protein At5g07610. The record is from RefSeq and is a predicted model, not a curated record. The transcript has a single exon. NCBI's taxonomy places the organism in Eukaryota, Viridiplantae, Streptophyta, Magnoliopsida, Malvales, Malvaceae. Gene Ontology annotation, molecular function: protein binding. The coding region runs from base 50 to 1261 and encodes 403 amino acids.
UGAGAAUUUCAGGGUCUAGCACAACAUACUGUGCACAAAAACAAUCUCCAUGGGAAAACUAGAGUUUUCAAACUCAUACACCGAAUCAAACGAGUUGAUAGGCUACAACGAUGAUAUUCUCAUUAACGUUCUCAUUCGUCUCCCAGGAAAGUCUCUCAUGAGAUUCAGAAACGUAUCGAAACACUGGCUUUCUCUGAUUUCUAGCCCCUACUUCUCUCGUUGUCUUAAUCAAAUCCCGAUGUUUCCCUCUGCCAUCUUCUUGCAGAUGCAGUUAUCUUUAAACAAGUCCAAGUACCACUUCCUUUCACUAGAUAGAAACCCGGUUCGGGAGCCAUCAGUUCAAUGUUUCACUUUUGUUGAUGACCCUGCAGGCAUUAGGAUUCUGCAAUCCUGCAAUGGCUUGUUAUUGUGCUGUAGCAACAACCGGUUAGGAGAAUACAACCGGAACUAUUACAUCUACAAUCCUACCACACACCAAUACACUACCCUUCCCAAGCCAGAUAACAGAACUCAAAGUCCAAACACUAUUUUCGGUGUUAUUUUAGCUUUUGACCCCUUGAAAUCGGUACAUUACAGAGUCAUUUUUGUUCGAAGUUCAGAGACAUCUCCUCAUCUUUAUCAGCUGGAGAUGUACUCAUCUGAAACUCAUCAAUGGAGUUUCUCCAGUGAAAUUUCCAAGGUUAAUAAUUUCAGUCAAGGGGUCUAUUGUUGUGGUGGUAUUCAUUGGAGGAACAACUCUGGGCCUUUCCUACGCUUUGAUGUUCAUCAAGAGAGAUUUCAAGAGAUCCCAAUGCCUAAAAUUCCAGAUGAUUGGGACCAACAGACCAAGUGCAGAUACUUCGGGGAAUGCGGAGGUCGCCUGCAUCUUAUCUUAACAAGUUGCAAGCAUAGUACCAGCCAGUUUAAUGUUUACGAGAUGAAAAAUAACUUCUCCGGAUGGUUUGUGAAGUAUCAAGUCGACCUUAAUGCGCUGAUUUCAGCAAAUCCGAAGAUGACCCAAAGCAACUGUCACGCAUUAGAUCAUUGGGAUUAUUAUGCAUUUAGAGUACUAGCCAUUGUUGUUGGUGAAGGAAGCGGACAAGGGUCGUCAUCGCCUUUCAUGGUGUUGCAUGUACCCGGAAAGGUCAUUACCUACAGUUUCAAAGACAAAACUUCCACAUUGCUCCAUGAUUUUGCUCCUGAUUGCACAGACAUUGAAGGUUGUACAACCUUCGAAUAUGACGAUGCUUAUCCCUAUAUUACAACUUUAGCCAAUGUUUGAAAGUUUCAGGAUUUAGCAAGCUUUUUAGUUACCAGGUAACCCCAAGGGUGUGAGCCUGGAUGUUGUUUUGUGAAAAUAGUGUCAAGUUUAAUGUCAGUUUUAACUACCAAAUAAUAUAAAUGUUCAUUACCAUUGUUUGCGGCACCAA